Messenger RNA from Hyla sarda, 1599 nucleotides. RefSeq names its product neurotensin (gene NTS). The transcript is spliced from 4 exons. Gene Ontology annotation, molecular function: neuropeptide hormone activity. NCBI's taxonomy places the organism in Eukaryota, Metazoa, Chordata, Amphibia, Anura, Hylidae. The record is from RefSeq and is a predicted model, not a curated record. Bases 119 to 625 code for a protein of 168 amino acids. Gene Ontology annotation, cellular component: extracellular region.
GCAUUCCCAUUAUGGUACAGAGACACAGAGCAGUCUAGUCAGCACAGAAGAGAGAGAAGAUUUAAGAGUAUCACUCGCAUUUCAGCUAUUGAAUGGACUUAAGUUCCUAAGCUAUUCAAUGAUGACUGGACUACGAAUACAGAUGGUGUGUCUGAUGCUCCUUGCUUUCAGCUGCUGUGGGAUGUGCACAGAUUCUGAAGAGGAGAUGAAAGCAUUAGAAGCAGAUGUACUCAGCAAUAUGUACCCAUCAAAGGUGAAUAAGGCGAGGCUUCCAUACUGGAAAAUGACUCUUCUCAAUGUAUGCAAACUUGUUAACAAUUUUAACACCCAAAUGGAGGAAACAGGGGAGACUGGAGAAGAUCUUACAGUCAGAAAACAAUAUCCAACAACAUUGAAUGGCUUUAACUUGGACGCAAUGUUGACAGCAAUUCAGCUUCAGAAAAUUUGCCAAAGUAUGGUCUUUCCACAUUCAGAGCUGCUUCAACAGGAUUACCUUGAACCCAGCAGCUCGAACAGUGAAAACGAAGACAUUGUAAAGAGAAAAACUCCUUAUAUUUUAAAAAGACAGGCCAUUGUAAGCAAAGCCAGGAGACCCUACAUACUGAAAAGGGGCUCUUAUUACUAACAAUGUCAAUAUGAUUCACUAAGAUGUGUUUAAUUUAUACAAGUAAAUGUGAUUUAUGGUUAUUUUACCUACAAUUAAAAUUAUAUUUGUGCCAUAAAUAAAUUGGAAAAUGAUUGUCAUUAAGAUAAUGUAAAUGUGUUUUUAUUCAAGUUGUUUGUUAAAUGUGUUUUUUAUAUACAUGAAAUUAUUUGGACUUUUACAUUUUGAAAAUAAAUGCCAUUUAUCUGCAAUGUGUUCAUCCAUAAAGUGAAUCAGAAGCACUAUUGGAUCCAUGGUCUGUUGCUGAGAAGGAUUGUGUGGAAAAUGCAUAUAGAGUUACCAGAAGUAAAACCUUUAGUGAUGAUUUAGAAAAAAUUAAAACUGACAAAAAGUGUUACUGUUUUAAAACAUGUUUCUCAUCUAGAAUGACAAUAAAGUUAGAGUACUACACUAAAACUUUUAAAAUUAUUUACAGAUUUUUUAUUUUGUGUAUUCUUUUCCAAGAGGACCAAUAAGACUAAAAACAGCAAUAGAGAAAAACAUACGCAACCAAAAAGUUGUACCAGAUUUUUACUCUUUAUAAGAAACUACAUCAUUAACUUGAAUGUAUUUAGUAUUACCGUUUUUCCCAUUCACUUGAAUGCAGCAUUACCAAAACUUACCCAAGGACAUGCAAUGCAUUGGUUCAAAGACCUGUUUUGUCUAAUCAUACACAACCACUUUCAAUUCUGAAAAACUAUCAUUUUUUACAGUUGCUAUGAGACAGAUAUGCACGGGUAAUCAUGGACAUAAAGAAAAUUACAAGAGAUAGGAUCCUAACUUAUACAAUACAAUUAAAAAACAUUCUGAGGGUAGCAACAGGGUUCUUGUAGAAAAGUCUAGAUUCUUACACAGAAGUUAUAGGGGUGAAAAAUAGGGACUAUGCUAUAAGAUGUUUCAGCUGUAUUUGUCUAUGUGUAGAUAUUUAAUUAUAUAAAUAAAGCCUUUUGAGAGUU